Messenger RNA from Phytophthora nicotianae INRA-310, 552 nucleotides. RefSeq lists its product as hypothetical. Lineage: Eukaryota; Oomycota; Peronosporomycetes; Peronosporales; Peronosporaceae. The transcript has a single exon. The coding region runs from base 1 to 552 and encodes 183 amino acids. The record is from RefSeq and is a predicted model, not a curated record.
AUGCCCCAAGACCCUGCGGUCAUUGGGUCGGCUCCAUUAGAUCCGCGUAGCUUCUCCAGCACACAAUUCCUGGAGAGCGAGGUUGUUGAUACUUUGGCUUCUGAGUUCGAUAUUAUUGCUGUUAGUGAGCAACAAAUGGAGGAAUAUCUGGAGCAGUUUGACUGGGAAGAAGUCGGAGAGUAUGGAGACGAAGAUACUGUUGCUUUGUGGAACACUAUCCUCAACCCUCCAAGCAAUAGCACCAGUGUUACCAGCAAUCAAAAUGACAGCGAAGCUAGUACUGACUCCCAUACAAGUGCCAGUGAUGGCGUUUCCAACACCGGCGCGGUUCCACAAGAGAGUAGCACACAAGCAAAUAACACCAACACCAACGCUAAUACUGGCUCGCAUUUUACAACAAAACGGUUGGGGUCGUGUGGAGAACCAAUUCCAGUGGCAAACAAGCAACCUUACCCCUCUGAAAAUGAUCCCUUGUUUCCGCAAGAAAAAUCCCUAACUGGGAUCCGAGCACGAAAGACCAGUCUGGCGUCGCUGGUUGGUAACCUGCAGUAA